UUCGUGUUUUUCUUCUUCUAGUUUUUAUUUCCCUUUACCUAUUUUGAUUUUGUUUCUAUUUUCUGCUUCAAACAAAGGAACUUUUGGGUUUCAAUUCAAGGUGAAUUUUGAUUGGUUUCUCGGUUUCUUCAAUUUUUUCUCUCAAAAAAAUGGAAAGAGAUUUCUUGGGUCUAUGCUCAAAAGAAUCAUUAUCUCUACCAAAGGAACAAUUUAACAAUGAAGGGUGCAAAGAUUCAGGAUUUACACAAGUUUCAGCAGUAAAAUGGCCCUUCUGGAACAAAGUCUCUGCUCAUUCAUAUUUGAUGCCUUUUAAUGUUUCGGAAGAAGAAAAGCGCGCCACUGCUGGUGGAUUACAGAAAUCUUUCAAACAUGAUGGACAAGGUGGCAUUCAUUAUUCCCUGAAUCCAUAUCCUGUACAACACAAUGUGAGUUAUGCAAAUCGUCCUCACGAUGUGAAGAUGUUUUCAGUUUCUGUGGGAAGUCCGUUCCUAAAGAAUCAUUUUGCAACUGUUGGUCAGAAUAUGAAUGGUGCUAAUGUGAUGCAACCACUAUUUGGAGGAUUAUUACCUGUUACAGCACCUCAUUCAGUUCUUCCGAUUGUUGGUACUGUCACUAGUUCGGCUGAACCAUGUGUGAAACCAUCUGCACCUGCUCCUCAACUUACCAUCUUCUAUGGCGGUACUGUUAACGUUUUCAAUGAUAUCACUCCUGAGACGGCACAAGCCAUUAUGUUGUUGGCUGGAAAUGGCGUAUCUGCAUCUUUAGAUGGGGCCCAACCUGAAGUUCAGGCACCGAUCUCGAAGUUUGCAUCAGGUGAUGAUGUGCCUAUGAGUCCACCUGCAGAUAUACCACCCUGCUCUGGUAUUUCAAGUCCUUUAUCUGUUUCUUCGCACACCGGUCCACCGUUUGGGAGUGGUGCAAGUAGCAGCGAUGAAUUCCUUGAUGCUAAACCAUCCAAAGGUCCUACUCCUACCAUUUCUGUCAGCAAAGUGGAGACUCCAAAAAUAGUCAAUGCAACCACCAUGUUUCCAUCAGCUAUACCACAGGCUCGCAAAGCAUCACUGGCUCGAUUUUUGGAGAAGCGCAAGGAAAGGGUCAUGAGUGCAGCACCAUAUAACCUCAACAAGAAAUCUGAGGAUGCACCAACACCAAAUUCAAUGGUUGCUAACGUCUCUGCAACUACCGGUACCAAAACACCGUCAGCGAAGCAAGGAUAACAGUAAGUAAGACCGUCUUAUAGAAGGAGAUUAAAUCAGAUGAAGAACUUUGAUCCAACUUGUGAUUUAAAUAUAUUGUAAGAAGAUGACUCUAUUCUUCCAUAUGAUUAAAACUUUAUACUAAGAUUUGUAAGUAUCAAACUGUCUUUGAUACAAAGGUAGGCUUUUCCCAUAAAUUAUUAUGUGGCGGAGGGCCUUACCUUAUAAAAUUGUUGGAUUCUAGCGUCCAACAUUAUAGCAUUAGUGUAGACCACUAUGUAACUAAAUCUGACAAUAUGUUAAAGUUACAGUGGAGAAUUCAAAGCAAGUUUAGAUUUAUACAUGUAUGUUUAGUUUUCCA
This is a messenger RNA of Cicer arietinum (chickpea), 1557 nucleotides long. RefSeq names its product protein TIFY 6A. NCBI's taxonomy places the organism in Eukaryota, Viridiplantae, Streptophyta, Magnoliopsida, Fabales, Fabaceae. Gene Ontology annotation, cellular component: nucleus. The record is from RefSeq and is a predicted model, not a curated record. Gene Ontology annotation, biological process: regulation of jasmonic acid mediated signaling pathway; regulation of defense response; response to wounding.